Molecule: messenger RNA, 825 nt
Organism: Tripterygium wilfordii
Lineage: Eukaryota; Viridiplantae; Streptophyta; Magnoliopsida; Celastrales; Celastraceae
Product: 50S ribosomal protein L35, chloroplastic
Exons: 3
Coding region: 121-573 (150 amino acids)
Biological process (GO): translation
Cellular component (GO): ribosome; large ribosomal subunit
Molecular function (GO): structural constituent of ribosome
Source: RefSeq, a predicted model, not a curated record
GUUGAGGAUGUCCAGUACUGACCGGUAAAUAAAUCAAAAAGAUUGAGGUCUUCGAUUCACCUCCUUCGUCCUAUCCACUGCUCAAAAUCCUUAUCAGCACAAGAAGCAAUUAAUCCAGCAAUGGCUUCUAUAAGCAUGUUCACGAUGGGGCUCUCCCCAGUACGCCCUCCUCCGCUCAGUGCCUUCCGGAAUUCAAUGCAAUUUUCGUCGUUCCAGAAGCUCGGUAACUCGUUGAGACUCGGUUCCACCGAUAGCAUUUGUGGGUUUCGUUCUCUUCUUCCUCUGAACCAGACUCACUACGCUGUUGCUCCUCUCAUCAAGAAGUUUCAAUCUCUCACCGUUUUCGCUGCGAAAGGCUACAAAAUGAAAACCCACAAGGCCUCGGCUAAGAGAUUCAGGGUUACGGGUAGUGGCAAAAUUAUGCGGAGAAGGGCUGGAAAGCAACAUUUGCUGCAGAAGAAGAAUACCAAGAGAAAAUUGCGGCUCUCAAAAAUACACCCUGUUAGCCGGAGCGACUAUGAUAACGUGAUUGGUUGCAUGCCAUACUUGAAAGUAAACAGAAACGCGAAGUAGAGAUGGUGUAUAACUUUCAAGGGAAACCCCAUCAGUUCCUCUUUUUGAUUUUUUUCACCGCAUUACGUUCAAUCCAAGUGAACUUGAUUGUUGUAUUCUACUGAUCCAGUUCGUUGUAGUUGAUAUCCUGGACCUUCAAGUUUUCAUAUCUGCUUGCAUUCCUACUGCUUGUGACCUCGUUAAAUCUUGCAUUUUAAACGUGGAAUCACUUUAACACUACUAUUGUUGUUACAUACGAUUUGUUGGUGUUGA